AUGUGUAUGAAUUUGACCUUAGAAUUUGAUUAUUGUCCACCACUUAUCUCUCCAAACCUAAGCACUACCAAUUUUCCAUUUUAUUUGUUUAUUUGUCAAAUAUACAAUGUUUUAAAUUGUAAAAUAGUAUUUGUUGAUAUUUUAUUCGUAUGUAGACUGUUAUUUCCAAAAAUUUAUCAAAUUCCUGUUAUGAUGAGUCAGUGGACUUCUGAUUGUAUUUUCAUGUCCACUAACAUGAUUAAUUUUAUCAUCAACACAUUUAGAUGUUUAUAACCUUUCAAAAAUGGUUGAUAAAUCCUGGAUUACCUUUGUAACUGAGUAUCUCAAGGAGGUUGAGAAGAGUGGUUCUAAUGAUUCUACUGAUGAACAGGAUUCUUAUUUAGAAGAUGACAUUAAUGAUUCCAAUUCUGUUAGCAAAUAUAAAAAGACUUGGUGUAACUCACUGGAUCGUUCAUUUGGUUACGCUUUCAGGUUAUUUUGUCGGUUCGUGGUUCUUAGAACUCUAAACGAAUCCUCCAUAAAGAAAAGAUACAAAAUAAGUUCUGAAGACUUUAUCGACGUUAUAGAUCGCAACUUUAAAUAUAAAGAAACUCGUCAACCCAAGCCCCUUCCCAAAUACUAUAAAUUCUACCCUAGAUACGCUAAGUGGCACAACAGGAUGGUUAAGGAGAAGAGGCUUCGGGGGAAUCUGAAGACCUGUAACAUGAGUUUUUUCAGGAAGCGGGCUUCACAGAAGUUUACACCCAAGAAGAAAGAAAUCAAAAUAACUCCUGAACGUUUGCUGAGGUACAAGAUCGUUAAACCUGUACAUCAAUUCCCUAAGGUUUCUCUAUCUGAAGCCUUUGAAUAACACAUAUUUAAAAGAAAUUUAAAUUAUUCAAAGUAGAAAAUUGGGCAGUUAAGGGCCUCCUCUAUUGAAGGCCUAUCAUUUGGCUCUACUGCGAGGAAGCUUUGGAUGAGUUUCUGAAGGCCAUUGACUAAGAAUGAACGAACCUUGCAAUCUUCCGACACUUUAUAUGUUUGAGGGAACUUAACCCCUGAUUUCGCCUCCUUGUACAAUCGGUCUGUAAAUUAUAUUUUAAUUUAAUCACAAUUUUAUAA
Molecule: messenger RNA, 1101 nt
Organism: Theileria parva strain Muguga
Lineage: Eukaryota; Apicomplexa; Aconoidasida; Piroplasmida; Theileriidae
Exons: 1
Coding region: 284-850 (188 amino acids)
Source: RefSeq, a predicted model, not a curated record